Lepisosteus oculatus (spotted gar) is the source of this 1518-nucleotide messenger RNA. RefSeq names its product tRNA methyltransferase 10C, mitochondrial RNase P subunit (gene trmt10c). The record is from RefSeq and is a predicted model, not a curated record. Lineage: Eukaryota; Metazoa; Chordata; Actinopteri; Semionotiformes; Lepisosteidae. Gene Ontology annotation, biological process: positive regulation of mitochondrial translation; mitochondrial tRNA 5'-end processing. Gene Ontology annotation, molecular function: tRNA binding. Gene Ontology annotation, cellular component: mitochondrion; nucleoplasm; nucleus.
AUGAAGCUCCUAAAGCCACAGUUUCUCAGUGUGGUCUGGAGGCCGGCCCUGGCUGGCAGGCGGGGGGGCUGGCUGCAGAGACCCCGCGGCCCUCCUGCCCCCUGCCGAGCCCUGUCCGCAUCCUGGGGGCUCCGCAAGGAGGCCAGCCAGCCCUCAGGCGGGAGCGCGGAGGGGCUGGACCUGGGCGCGUGGAAGGCGGUGGCGAGGUCGGAGGCGCGGGGGGGCGCUUCCCCGGAGGCAGGGGGGCAAGAGGGGGAGCCCUCCCCGCUGCAGGCCUCCCGGGAGCUGGUGGAGAUGUGGAGGCAGGCGGGCAAGCUGGUGCCGGAGCACCUGGCCGAGGACGAGCUGCGGGCCUUUGGGGAGCUGCCCACCAAGUCCGCCAGGAAGAAGUACCUGAAGUACCUGGCCAUCAAGGAAGGGCACAAGAAGGCCAGGAAGGAAAAAAAGCAGCACAGGGCGUCCGAGAGGGCCGCCGAGAUCUCCAGCAGGGACCCCGAGACGGAGGAGGAGCCCAGCGGGGGGCGUCUCAGGAACACCUUCCUGCUGCAGUUCUGGCAGCGCUCCGUGGACGCCCUGUAUAACUGGCGGGCGGCCCAGGCGAUGCAGUUCGGGCAGCCGCUCGUGUUCGACAUGAGCUACGACCAGCACAUGUCCCGGAGGGAGGUGGAGAACACCGUCUCUCAGCUCCUGGAGUGCGAGGGCUGGAACCGCCGGUCCGCCGACCCCUUUCACCUCUACUUCUGCCACCUGAGGCCCGGGUCGGCCUACCUCCAGGAGCUGGCGAGGCGCUACGGCCCCGCCUGGGAAAGGCUGCUGGUGACCGCCACCGAGCAGCCGCAUGUGGACCUCUUCCCCAGGGACCGGCUGGUGUACCUGACGGCGGACUCGCCCCACAUCCUGAGAGCCUUUGACCACAACAAGGUGUAUAUCGUGGGCGCGAUGGUGGACAGGUCCAUCCAAACCGGCCUCUCGCUGGCCAACGCGAAACGCCUCAAGCUGGCCACGGCCCGGCUGCCCUUAGAUGAGUACCUGCAGUGGGAGAUUGGCGCGAAAAACCUGACUCUGGACCAAGUGAUGCGCAUCUUACUAACGAUGAAAGACACUGGGAAGUGGGAGGAAGCGCUGAGGUUUGUGCCCAGUAGGAAGCACGACGGCUUCUUUGAGGCACAACGGCAGACACAGCAAUGUGGGCGAUCUGGAGCGUCGUUUAACAAACAGAGGACUUUCGUGAGGCAGGAGGCCUUCCAGCCGAGAGCAAGAGCAGCUUUCAAAGGCAGCAAGAGCGGCGAAACCGCUUCCAGGGCGAAGACAAAGAAGAGCUGGUGGGAAGAAGAUUAGCCCUGAUAAAUCUUGAACCCGGCGCUUCAGAAUUUCAGCCACUGCCUUCUAGUGAAAUGAGAUUGUAGAACCUUUUGGGUUUUUUUUCUAGUUAUGCAGAUUUAAGAAAUGGUAUAGAAAAUAAAUCAUGUGCUCUAUAUACUCAAUAAAUCGUGUAAUUGUAAUAAAGCAUUUCAGCAA